Molecule: messenger RNA, 549 nt
Organism: Suillus plorans
Lineage: Eukaryota; Fungi; Basidiomycota; Agaricomycetes; Boletales; Suillaceae
Exons: 3
Molecular function (GO): protein binding
Source: RefSeq, a predicted model, not a curated record
AUUGGGACAGGUAAAGAGAUCAUGUGUCUUACAUAUGACCACACCGGCGACAAAACUCGCAUUGCAAGCAGAACACACAACAGAUGGGUUCAAGUAUGGGCAUUUGACUCCAAAGGACCGUUGAUACCGAUCUUCAGUGUUGAGCUGUCCACCAUGAUCCCACGCACUGUCCAAUUCAAACGAACGGCAAGUAAAAACCUGUUAGUAUUCGGGAUGUAUGAUGGCGAAAUACAUACACUUCAAGGCUCAGAUGGUACUAUCAUCGGUACAAACAAGGCUGAACCUAUGAUCGGGCACACUGCUGUAAACGCCCCUCAAACACUAUUCCUAAUCGACAAUGUGGUUGAUGGAUUCAGCCUACAUUGUUUGGAAGAUGGAGCCUGCAUCUGUACCUACAAUACCAAUCCAGUGAAGACAUUCCCAAAACAGGUUGUUUUUGAGGACCGGGCUACCCUUGUUGUUGGAGGUAGCGACACAGGAACUAUUCGUAUUUUCAACAAGAAUGACGGUGCCCUUAAGCAAGUAUUGCAACACGCAGACAGGGGGUGA